This is a messenger RNA of Cyphellophora attinorum, 1134 nucleotides long. RefSeq lists its product as uncharacterized. Bases 1 to 1134 code for a protein of 377 amino acids. NCBI's taxonomy places the organism in Eukaryota, Fungi, Ascomycota, Eurotiomycetes, Chaetothyriales, Cyphellophoraceae. The transcript has 5 exons. The record is from RefSeq and is a predicted model, not a curated record.
AUGGCGAGCCAGCCACCACUUGUCGAGCUGACGGCAGACAAUCGAGCGGGAACGAUUGUCGUGCUCUCAUACAUCCCUAUCGUCACUACAGUCUUUUUCUGUAUAAUUCGAGUCUCUGCCAUAUUUCUCCUGCGAAGGACACCAGGACUCGACGAUGGCCUCAUCGUCCUUGCCACGCUCAUUGGGCUGGCGCAGACAGUCCUGACAGAAAGGGCUGCUGUGUCGGGCUUUGGGCGACACAUUGACUCCUUGGACGAAGAUGCCCUCAGCGAUGCGAUGCGUUUCUGGUACGCAAGCAACAUUCUCUGGGUACUGACUCAAGGAGUUGCAAAGUUGGCCGUGGUCCAUACCCUGCAGCGACUGAGCAUCAUCUCCUCCACGCUUCGAAAGAGAUUCGUACCUAUUGCCCACGGUGCCACGCUGGUGUGGACGGUGUUCGCCGUGUUCGCACUGGCCUUCCAAUGUAAUGCGCCACGAAGCCUCUACCGCGCUGACGAAUGCAUCAACGGCGCCUUAUGGUAUCCAGUCAUCAUCGUCAACUUGCUCAGCGACUUCGGCAUCAGCAUCAUGUUUAUACCUACAGUGUGGCAGCUGCAGAUGCAAACUUCUCAACGUUUGACAGUCGUGUCGCUGUUCAUGGUCCGUAUAAUUGUGUGCGCAUUCUCCCUAGCGCAACUCGGGACACUAGCGCCUGUACUGACCAGGACGGACUUUACAUGGGGAGUAAGGAAUGCUAUCAUUAUGGCACAAUUCGUCAUGUGCUUCUCUAUACUGACGGCAGCCGUCCCACCGCUCCAUCGAGUCUUCCAGGAGCUACAUAGUGGCGGCUUCGCCAGCGACAUCCCUCUCACCGAACACGAACUCACUCAGAUGAGCGCCGGGUCUGGCAAUCGAUCGAGAAACGCGAGGAGCAAGGCAGCAUCGAAAUAUUCCAAGCAGCAUUCGAAGCAGAAUGGCAGCGCGCCCCAAUCUUCAGAAAACAGAGUCGAUUUUCGGCCAGACAUCAUGAGUCGCGGCGGGGCAGUUGUCACUGCUUCCAACAAGCCGGGGGAAGAUAAUUCUCGUUCCAGUCGAGAAGGUAGCGAGGACAUGAUCAUUCGUCGCACACAGACGUGGCACCUCUCGAAGAUAUAG